Molecule: messenger RNA, 1407 nt
Organism: Capsella rubella
Lineage: Eukaryota; Viridiplantae; Streptophyta; Magnoliopsida; Brassicales; Brassicaceae
Product: putative F-box protein At3g16590
Exons: 1
Coding region: 1-1407 (468 amino acids)
Molecular function (GO): protein binding
Source: RefSeq, a predicted model, not a curated record
AUGACCAGGAAGAUUGACAUUUUCGUGACAAAGCACAAAAUUGACGGUAAUGGAGAGGCCGUGGCAUGGAUGUGUUUCAUGACUGUGUCAAUACCAGAGUUCCCGAGGUUACAACACAAAUGCCUUGACCCUCAGCCAAGUUACUUCGUCGAUAAUAAGAAGAGGCUAUUUGUGUGUACUUGUGAUGAAACUGGGCAUGCUUGCAUCUACAUUGUAAAGGAAGGUGUGUUCUGGAAGAUUCCGGUAGGUUCUAUGGUUGAUCUUUGGCCUUCUGACCUCACCUAUAUCCCCAGUUUUACCCCCAUUCCUUUCGCUCAAAGAUCAGAGAAGCUACCAUCUGAGUUGGUCGGAGAGAUACUUUGUCGACUGCCAAGGAAAUCACUUGCUCAAUCCAGAGCCGUAUGUAAGCCUUGGAACGCUUUUUGGGAGGACAAGAGUUUCUUGAAGAACUAUUUGGCUUGUGCACGCCCUCAAUUCAUCUUAAGAACCAACUCCCAGAUUUUUUCGGUAGACAUCCUCAAUCUGGACAACAACAACCCAAUUCUUGAGAUGCGUGAUAUAACUUCAGACAUGCCUUGUACUAGCUUAGCUCAUUGCGAUGGGUUCUUGUUAGCUAGCAUUUGGAAGAAAGGUUUUGUGGUUUGGAACCCUUGGUUAAGACAGAAGAGAUUGAUAGAGAAUCAAGAUUUCAGGUUUUGUGGCCUAGGAUACGAUAGGAGUAGACCCCAAACGGGUUACAAGGUUUUUGGGGUGAAUUUUUGUUUCGAUGGUAGUGCUAAACUCUACCCAAAAGUUGCCAUCUACGAGUGCAAAUCUGAUGCGUGGAAGUUCAUUGUUACUGCCCCUUCCGAACAAGAUUGGGGUCUGCCACAGGUAGAUACUAUUGUUUCCUUGAAUGGGAAUUUAUAUUGGAUAGCUUAUCAUUCAGUGGCUCGCCAAUAUAACAUCAGAAGCUUUGAUUUUUCAAAAGAGAUGUUCAAGACCUAUUGUCGUCUACCUCAUAACGAGCAAGACUUUGGCUACACUCAAGUCCUUGCUAUAUUCAGGGGAGAUCGGUUUUCAGUGUUAAGGCAAUCUUACAUGACCAGGAAUAUUGACAUUUUUGUGACAAAGCACAAGAUUGACGGUAAUGGAGAGGCCGUUGCAUGGAUGUGUUUCAUGACUAUGUCAAUACCAGACUUCCCGAGAUUACAACACAAAUGCCUUGACUCUCAGCCAAGUUACUUCGUUGAUAGUAAGAAGAGGCUAUUUGUGUGUACUUGUGAUGAAACUGGGCAAGCUUGCAUCUACAUUGUAGAGGAAGAUGUGUUCAGGAAGAUUUCGGUAGGUUCUAUGGUUGAUCUUUGGCCUGCUCAUCUCACCUAUAUCCCUAGUUUUAUUCCCAUUCCUUUCGAACUACCAGCGUAG